This is a messenger RNA of [Torrubiella] hemipterigena, 3405 nucleotides long. The record is from the annotation of a GenBank genome assembly. Lineage: Eukaryota; Fungi; Ascomycota; Sordariomycetes; Hypocreales; Clavicipitaceae.
CACCACACCACCAUGCAAGCGAGCACGAGCAGCCUUGAAAUACCUUGGGCUUGGGGAGACGCUCCGCAGCUCAACACGUUUGGGAAGGUGGAGUUGCUUGGCCCAUGCUUCGUGAGCAGCCACGGCAAAGUGCCCGAGUCAACCGACGCCGCAGAGCGCUAAGGAGCGGAUCCCACCAAACUUGACAGGAUUGCGCUCCUGGUCAGCUCAGCCUGUCAGCGCGGAUAUAAGAUCCCCCACCCAUCUUCGCACUACCGUCAAUCCCUCAUAAGGCAGUGGAACUGCUCCCCGUCAUGAUCGCUGUUUUGCCUGUUUGUCGAAUUUAACCGUUCGCAAACACAUCGCUAGAUCAGACGACCUGUCACCGGCUGACUUUCUUGGGUUGACGGUGAGAGUCAAACCCACCCGACCGCCACAAUGGGCAACGCCUUCCAAAGCCAAGACGCCCCAGACACGGCGUUUUACGUCCGUGUGCCUUGCAUAGUCUUCUUCAUCGUCACUCCGAUAUUCGUCUUUAUCCGCCUGUAUAACCGCAUUGUUCGCAAAACUGGCAUUGGCUUAGAUGAUAUCACGAUUGUCUUCUCGUUUAUUUGUACCCUCAUAGUACAAAUUUUGAUGAUGAUAUCAUGUAACUAUGGCUUUGGACAGCAUGUUAAGAAGUUAUCACCAGACAACUUGCACAUGGCCCUAAAGCUCUUCUAUGUUGCGCAGAUCUUCUAUAAGCUCACUAUAAACUUGACCAAGAUCUCUAUCCUCUUGCUGUACCUGAGAAUCUUUGUCCAAAGAUGGUUCAGGAUAAGCUCUACUAUUCUCAUUGGCGUUGUGUCUGCAUUCAUGGUUGCGACAGUUUGCGCUUCAAUCUGGCAAUGCAGCCCUAUUGCUGGUGCCUGGGACAAGAGCAUCAAGCCAAUGCACUGUGGUGUUAACCUGACUGUCAACUGGUAUGCCAAUGCCGGCUUCGCCAUUGCGACAGAUCUUAUGAUCCUCAUCUUACCGAUGCAACCCAUAUGGACGAGCAAGCUACCUGUCAACCAAAAGCGAGCGCUGAUGCUAGUUUUUGCUCUUGGUGGUUUCGCGACAUUUACUUCCGUUGCCCGUGCAACAACGCUCAACUUUUCUACAACCACGCCAGAUAUUACUUACGAUAUUGCAUCUACUCUAUGGACAAUGGUCGAAGAGAAUAUUGCUAUUAUUUGUGCAUGCCUUCCCAUGUGUCGCAUGGUUCUUGCUUGGAUCUUCCCGCGCAUGUUUGCCAAUCACCCUGCCAGUGCGGACAAGAACGACAGCGAAAGCACCGGACCUACCAUUACGAUUGGACAACGACGCACGCGAUCCAAGGGAGGGCAAUGGCAGCCGUACACUGGUCCUGCUACCUCUGAGGGCAUUAAUCGCAGCAUCGUCCAGCAUCCCGACGCCAGCCAGGAGCAUAUCUUGGCAUACCCAGGUUCGCCCAAGGUUGACAACGACAACUCUAUUAUAAAGACGACACAAUACGAGGUAUCUUACGAGAUGCAAACAAAAAAAAGUUUCAGUACAAAUGACAGCGCAGUUUAGCAUGCUUCUCGGCCUGGACUUUUGCACUUUGAUUCUUAUGUACUUAUGAUACCACCCGCAAAGCGCAGCGGACAGGCUUGAUCAACUCUUCUUGCUUAGUAUUACUAUUAUUUGGCUGCGGCCAAGUUUAUUGUUAUUUAUAUCUGGAGCGUGUAUGACGGAAUGACUUUUUGAAUAUACUUUUUUCCACGUCGGACUUUUUUGACUGUUUAUACAUGUUUUACAUCCCAUAUAUAAUCUAUCUUGUGACAAAGAAAAGCAAACAGGUUUGGCUAUCUGUAGAGUUGUGCAUAAUGUUACAAUGUCUUCUUUCCGGGUUGGCUUAGCCCAUACCCUCCAUGAACUCGACACGAUCCAGCAGCAUUUGUCUAUAGCCCAUAUACUCUCGCAGGCCCUCCCAGUCCGCGCCCAUCUCCUCACCGUGUCGCCAAGGCUCCUUGAAACCCCAAGCACAGGCCACCUUGUCGAGGGCUUUACGCUCCUCUUCGCGCAUCCAGCGGUAUCGCAGCGGCGUACCAGGCAUCCACGUGACACGCUUCAUCUGAUCCUUGUUACUGAACUUGGCAAUGACACCUAGAGAUCCAACCACGAGGAAGUAUCCAGAGAUACCGGUAAAGCCAAUAGCAGUAGCUGUAGACAGAUCCAUGGUGUUCUGCCAGUAGGCUGCAUAGGCGGUAGAGAGACCGAGAAUGCCAAAGGGCAGGGUAGCAAGACCAAUUGCCGGCGCUGUACCAUGCUUGAUGAGCUUUUGGCGCUUAAAGGCAGGUACACAGUAGCUAGCCUCGAUAAUACCCAGCGCAGAGUCCAAGCUCUUGGUCUCGAUGGCAGUUUGAAGGGCCAUGUCAGCGACAGGGACUUCAAUGGCGCGCGAGGCCGCGUUGGGGUUCGUGGCUACAUAUUCAAUCUUCCCGUUUUUUAGAACCGGUUUAGGCUUCGUAGCGUAAAGUGAGAGAACGGAGGGGAGCGAUUCGGGCCGGCCGAGCUGUGCUUGUGUCUGAACGUAGACCUCGAGGACCUCAGGUGUCAUUUCGACAUUGGGGCUAGCAAUGAUGGUGUAUGCUGCAUGCGAUAUGCGGCUAAUAGCCUCGGUAAUGCGAGCAUCAAUUGGUAGCUGUGUUCCCGUUCGCUCCGCGCCGAGAGACGCAAGUCGUGAUGCGGAUACCUUGGAUUGGACGACGGCUCGCUUCAGUUGCGGGUGGAGGCUAGCAGCGGCGUGCAGACACGCUCCAAGGGCUUCAAGAGUUUCCUUUUUCGAAGGGAUGCCCUCUGCAGACAGCAAGUCGUUGCGUGUCGUCUCGGCAACAGUGGCAAUUUGUAGAGGAUCCAUGUUGGGAAUGGCCGCAGGAGCCGCUGCGCCGGUCUUGCGCGCUGCCGCGGUCACCUUGUCAUCGUUGGCGGACGCUGCUACUGUAGAAUUGAACCGCCGCGAAGUUUGCUUCCAUGUGAGGGUGCUGUUGCGUUGGAGAGUCGAUAUGGCGACCAAGCGAGUGGCUAGGGGCUGCGUCGAGCGGGUGAUGACGGUUGCGCAGGAGCGACAGACGAAGCCGGCCUGGCGGGCGCUUGAAGACCGCAUUAAGGAUUGCUUCCGGCUGAGAACCGCAAUCUCUAGGGCCCGUCUUCCUUUGUGGCGAUGGGCCGCUCAGUACGGCGUGGAUGUGAUGGCGAUGCUGCCCGUGGAGAGUUUGGCAACGUGUAGAGAAAAUUGAAAAGCGUACCUAACCCACUGUGGUGGCCGCUGUGGCCGGGGAAGACGGCGCCCAACAGGGGCGACGUUAGGGAGCAACAGCGGCAGUUGCUGGGGGUUAUGAGGUCACUGCUUUUUGGGUCCUAUGUAGUUACACACUACUGGAA